CAGGAGAGACACAGACCCUGAUUAUCUCCAACAUGAAGCUUGGUCAUGUCAUUCUCUUACUUUUGUGCUUCUACUUAAGUUUUUGUGAGGAUAAUUUUAGAAAUCGAGGACAGUCAAAGGCAGUGAAGAAAUCAGAGGCUCACCAUGCCCCUGAAGCAAGUCUGAGCAAGGAGACAGAAGCUUCAUCUGAAGUGAAGCUCACUUCAACACCAGACACAUCUCAAAAAGAUUUCGUGGAUAAAAAGUGCUUAACUAAAAAACACACACAUCUCUCCUGCAAUAAAGUCUUCUGCCAACCAUGGCAGAGAUGCAUCGAUGGGACCUGUCUUUGUAAACUUCCUUAUCAGUGCCCUAAGAAUGGUACCAGGGUGUGUUCAACUAAUGGGAAAAGCUACUCAACUUACUGUCAGCAGAAGAGUUUUGAAUGUGUUCGUCCUGAGGCAAAGUUUUUAAAAAGUGGAGCAUGCACAGGUGAAGAGCAAUUUAGUGUUUCCUUGUCAAAUGGAAAACAAGAUUCAGAAGGACUUGUUGCAGUACAACUUGCAGACCAAGAUAGAAAAAUGUUUGUGUGUGGAGACAGCUGGAGCAUUACUCAGGCCAACGUGGCCUGCCUUGACCUUGGAUUUCAACUAGGUGCUCUUGAUACUCAUAGAAGAGAUCCUGAUCUAAAUUCCGCUGAAUGUCUGCAUGUGCGUUGUCAAGGAUUAGAGACCAGUUUGGCUGAAUGUACUUUCACUAAAGGAGUACACAAUUCGGAGGGGUUGGCUGCCAUGGUGUGUUACACAGAGGAGGCAGCUCCUCCAAAAAAGGACUCCUUUCAAUGUGUGAAUGGGAAACGCAUUCCUCAGAAGAAGGCCUGUGAUGGUGUCAAUGAUUGUGUAGACAACAGUGAUGAGCUGUGCUGUAAAGACUGCCGAGGUGAAGGUUUUCUCUGUAAAUCGGGUGUUUGUAUUCCAAAGCAGUAUAAGUGCAAUGGUGAGCUGGACUGUAUCACGGGAGAAGAUGAAGUUGGUUGUGAAGGAACUGGACAUCCUGAAAUUAAAGAAGCAGCAGAAGUGUUGACUGCUGAUAUGGAUGCAGAAAGAAAAUUUAUAAAGUCAUUUUUGCCUAAACUAUCCUGCGGAGUUAAAAACAACAUGCACGUUCGAAGGAAACGAGUCGUAGGAGGCAAGCCAGCAAAAAUGGGAGACUUCCCAUGGCAGAUUGCAAUCAAGGAAAGUGACAAAAUCCACUGUGGAGGAACUUAUAUCGGUGGCUGUUGGAUUCUGACUGCUGCACAUUGUGUCAGAAUCAGCAGAAUGCAUCGUUACCAAUUAUGGACAUCAUUUACAGACUGGAUAAGACCUGGCUUUCAGACAGUUGUUCACUCGGUGAAACAAAUUAUUAUCCAUGAAAACUACAAUGGAACCACCUACCAAAAUGACAUAGCUUUGAUUGAAAUGAAAAAACGCCCAAGUGAAAAACAGUGUGUGUUGAGUAGCUCCGUCCCUGCCUGUGUCCCCUGGUCUCCGUACCUAUUUCAACCUAAUGAUAAGUGCAUCAUUUCUGGCUGGGGUCGAGAAAAAGGUAACCAAAAAGUAUAUUCACUUAAGUGGGGUGAAGUUCAUAUAAUAAACAACUGCUCAGCAUUCUACCCAGGUCGCUACUUUGAAAAAGAAAUGGAGUGUGCAGGUACAGAUGACGGUUCUAUUGAUGCCUGUAAAGGGGACUCUGGAGGUCCCUUAGUCUGCCAGGAUGUCAACAACGUGACUUACGUUUGGGGUAUUGUGAGUUGGGGUGAAAACUGCGGAAAAUCAGGGUUCCCAGGCGUUUACACCAAAGUGGCCAAUUAUUUUGACUGGAUUAGUCAUCAUGUAGGAAGGUCUCUUAUUUCUCAGCACAAUGUAUGA
Messenger RNA from Budorcas taxicolor (takin), 1889 nucleotides. It is a transcript of the gene CFI, whose product is annotated as complement factor I. NCBI's taxonomy places the organism in Eukaryota, Metazoa, Chordata, Mammalia, Artiodactyla, Bovidae. The record is from RefSeq and is a predicted model, not a curated record. Gene Ontology annotation, biological process: proteolysis. Gene Ontology annotation, cellular component: membrane. Gene Ontology annotation, molecular function: protein binding; serine-type endopeptidase activity. The transcript is spliced from 15 exons. Bases 33 to 1889 code for a protein of 618 amino acids.